Pogonomyrmex barbatus (red harvester ant) is the source of this 2166-nucleotide messenger RNA. Its product is annotated as adenosine deaminase. The record is from RefSeq and is a predicted model, not a curated record. Gene Ontology annotation, biological process: adenosine catabolic process; inosine biosynthetic process. Gene Ontology annotation, molecular function: adenosine deaminase activity. NCBI's taxonomy places the organism in Eukaryota, Metazoa, Arthropoda, Insecta, Hymenoptera, Formicidae.
GUCCCGGUGGUAAGAGUCACUCAGUGGAGAUCGAGCAGCCGCGACGAUCACACAGAUCUAUUGAUCACGUAGGAUCGCGCACGACUUUCCAACGAGGCGUUACGCCCGAAUCGCGGUAACUCGACGACGACGUUAGUUCGCGCCUAGCUGGUAAACGAUUUUCCACGACCAUGGCCGGACUAGUCUUGCUCACCUUGGCGAUCCUGAUCUGCGGCGAGGCGAUCUUCGCGAACCCCAUCGAGAUCACCCUGACGCGACGACACUUGCGAAAGCCCCCUCGAGAGAACACGUACUGGCAGCUACGACGGCAACUGCUGAUGGAUGAAAAGCGACAGUCCCUGGGUGGCGAACUGGAACUCAAUCCUAUCGAGGCCAGGGCCAAUCAGGUCCUGAUGGCGGCCAAAAGUCGAGAAAUCCACGACGGUUUCAUCACCGGCAAUACUUUUCUGCCGUCGCACAACUUCAUGGAAGUGAUACCGCAGAUCGAGAAGUCCGAGGUGUUCAAGAUCCUGCGCGACAUGCCGAAGGGGGCGGUUCUCCACGCUCACGAGUCCGCCAUCGCCUCCCUCGAUUACAGGCUCCACAACCUGACCUAUCGCGAGCAUCUGUACGUCUGCGACGUGAACAACACUCUGCGACUCAAGUUCUUCAACCAGACCGACAACGACUGCGACUGGCAGCUGUUGAGCGAGAUACGGAAAGACCCGGCCCAGGCCGAGGCGAUCAACGAGAGGAUCAGGCGGGCGUUGACCAUGAUCACGAAGGACCCGAGGAACGUCUACAACACUGUCAAUAAGGCAUGGGAGAAAUUCAACAGCAUCUUCGCCUUCAUGAGGCAUCUCGUGUCGUAUCGGCCCAAUUACGAGGAACUCUUUUAUCGCAACCUCCAGGAGCUCUACGAGGACAAUGUCAUGUAUGCCGAGAUACGGGCGACGCUGUCGUCGAUGUACGAUCUCAAUGGCAACACGUAUGGACCGAUGGAAAUGGUACAGAUGCUCAAGAACGUCACUGAUAGGUUUGUGAAGGACCAUCCCGAUUUUAUCGGCGCUAAGAUCAUAUACGCGCCGACGCGUUUGGUCAACCAAAGCAGAAUGGACUACUACCUCAAAACUUUGGCACAACUAAGGCAACUCUAUCCGGAUUUUGUGGCCGGUUUCGAUUUGGUUGGCCAGGAGGACAAGGGAAAACCUCUAACCGAAUUUGCCGACAAAUUGAAGUUUGUCGAUCCGAAUAUUCGAUUCUUUUUCCACGCCGGGGAGACCAACUGGAACGGAGGGAUCACCGACUUGAAUCUGUUCGAUGCGUUUUUGCUCAACACCAGACGCAUCGGCCACGGAUACGCAUUGACGAAGCAUCCGCUUCUAUGGAAGUUCGCGCAGCAGCGGAACAUCGCGGUGGAGGUUUGUCCCAUCUCGAACCAGGUACUCGGCCUUGUGGAAGACAUGCGGAAUCAUCCCGCCGCGAGUUUGUUCGCGUCGGGAUCGCCCGUGGUAGUCUCCAACGACGAUCCGGGACUCUGGGGCGCCCAGGGAUUGACUUACGACUUUUACGAGGCUUUCAUGGGUAUCAUGAGCGCCAACGCGGAUCUCAGAAGUCUGAAGAAACUGGCGAUGAAUUCGUUGAUUUACAGCAGCAUGAACAGACAAGAGAAGAAAAAUGCGUUAGAUCGAUGGCAGGUGAAAUGGGAUGCCUUUGUAGCCAAACAGGCCCGAUCAGCCUAAUGACGGAUACCAAUUACAGAAUCAAAAAGUGCCUCAUCUUCUCGAUUGACUUUGUUGAUAUGCGCGAAAAUAAAAAGAUAUUGCCGACGGAACGAUAAAACGGUAUCAUGUUAUUCGAGAAUACAUUCUCCGAAUAUUUAUAGAUACUUUUAUCUGUUUUAAGAUUUUACAUUCUUCCAUCUUUUUCGGUGCGCCGUCAAAACUGCGUAUCUACUUUACGAAAGGCUACACUUUAUCUUAUAAAAUUCUUAUUAGAAUUUUAUAUACUAAUCGUUACUACCUCAUCAUGUACUUUAUGACUGCAUGGAAAUAUUCGUAAUAUGCAUUCGAUGGAUUACGCUUAUUGUGAAGAAACCUAUUCUCUUGUAAUGAUACAUUUUUGGAAAAAAAUACUGCGCCGUAUCUUACGUUUUGAACAACAAAAUAUAAACGCUACACAGUAAAA